AUGGUGCAAGGUUCUCGACAAUGGCAUGAAAAGUUGCCUUUUGCUUUGUUGGGUUAUGGCACUACAGUACGUACGUCAGUAGGUGGCACCUCCUAUUCAUUGGUAUAUGGAACUGAGAUACUUAUACCUGCACAGGUUGAGAUUCCAUCCCUUUGGAUUGUCGUAGAGUCUGAAAUCGAUGAUGAUAAGUUGAUCAUAACACGGUUGGAGCAACUAAGCUUGAUUGAUGAGAAGCGAUUGACAUCAGUAUGUCAUGGACAAUUGUACCAGAAAAGAAUGGCACGAGCAUACAACAAAAAAGUGUGUCCCAGACGUUUUGAAGAGGGUCAAUCAGUAUUGAGACGCCUUCAUCCACACCAUGCCGAAGUCAAAGGCACAUUUUCUCCAAUUUGGAAAUGA
Solanum stenotomum is the source of this 399-nucleotide messenger RNA. RefSeq lists its product as uncharacterized. The coding region runs from base 1 to 399 and encodes 132 amino acids. The transcript has a single exon. The record is from RefSeq and is a predicted model, not a curated record. Lineage: Eukaryota; Viridiplantae; Streptophyta; Magnoliopsida; Solanales; Solanaceae.